AUGUCGAUAGUGUGUGUACCGCACAAUUAUGCGGUAAUUCGUUUGGAAGAAGGUAGUGAAGUAAAGAUUGUGAAGAAACGUCAAUUAAGGAUGAACGCUUUUGCUAAUGGUGCAACGUGCAAAUUGAUUGUUCAUGAUGGUUGUCCAAGGAAUGCCAAGAUUGUGAGGACAUUUACGACAAGUUCGGACGCAAAAACAUAUCUGAACAACAUAAAUACUGCCAAACAGGUGAGAAGCUUGAAAUUAUUUAGCUUUUUAAUGUUUAGGCGUGGGUUUUGAGGCAAUGAACUUUGGAAAAUCUUGGAAAUUAGUUAUUUUUACUUUUUCGGAUAGGAAAUAAGAUUUUGAUACAGAAACGUGAAUAUCUUUUCGUAAAAAAGCUUAAACAUGUUCUUCAACAUCUUUUUCAACUUAAUAAAACAUAUUUUAGUCAUGGGGAUUCACAACAACAACGAGAGUAGUUGAAAAGCCUCCGACGAUUUCUUCUGAAGCGUCUACUUCAGCACCAAAUCGAACCAACAUUUGCCAAUCUAAAGGUCUUUCCGAGUCGAUUAUAUGUACAAAUAUGGAUAACCUAGUCAAAGUAGUUCAUAAUCGACAAGUUCCGGUCCUUAUUAAAGAAAGAAAGCGAAGUAAUACGAAAAUGACCCAAGAUUUUAGCGAAAAUCUUCAAAAACUCUUGGGAAGAGAUACAAAAGAAGAUGAAAAAGAAGUUAAAGUUAGAAGGAAAAGUAAUCCGCCAAAGAAGAAGGUUGUUAAAGGUAAAUUUUGAUUUUGGUUUUUUUUUAUUUUAGGUAUUAUAUAUGCGGAUAUUAUGAUAUAAGAGUAUGUGGGAUGGCUUUGAUUGUAACUUUUUUUUAAAGGAUAGUUAGGCACUUGAAAAUUUUAUUGUUUGUAGAUUACUCUUUUUGCUAACUAGGCCAAAGAAGGGAUUUUUAAAAUUUUGCGUAAUUUCUAUGGUACUGUCGAUUUACUCAACCCGGUUGCAACCCUACUUUACUAAAAUUUAAAUUUUUUAAAAUUACUUCGAUGUUUUUCACAGUUUUGAUGUUACUUUGUAUUAAUUUUAGCGAAAACACCAGAAAAAGUAGUCCAGCCACGACGUGAAAUGACAUACGAUUUGAGUGGAUUGACAGAAUUGGAUUCAGGACUAUCUGAAGCUUCGAACCCUUCGAAUUCGUCGCCUGAUUGGGUUUCAGACAAUUCUAAUGGUAUGUUUAGUGAAAAAUGAAGAUAAAAGAACAUAUUUUGCGCAUUUUCAAUAUUUUUUUACAUUAUAACUAACAUUUUUUACUAAUUUUAAAAGAAAAUAUUAAAAAUGUGAAAACAAUGCUAUUUUAGAUGAAACUCCAAACUACGAACGAAAAGAACAUCCAUCAUUUAGUUCGAGUGAUAUUUGUUCAAUGUCGAUGGCUUUAUUACCUAAAAUCCUUUCAACAAUCGAAAAACAAGGGAGAAUAGUGGAAGAUCUUCGCUCUGAACAUGAUGGACUUCAAAAGUCUGUAGCGGAUGUUGUGGACUUGUUUGGAGAGCUGGAACAGUCUGGAUUGAUCAACAAGAAAAAUACGGAUAGGCUUGAUUAUAGUGGUAAGGAGUUAGUUGUUUUUUCUUGAUUUUUAGGUAAUAAAGGGCAAAAAUUAUAAUUUAGCAUGAAGAUAUUAGUCUAAUUUAUGUUGAACAUGCUAUAACUUUUGUUAUAAUGAAUCUAGUAGCUUAGACAGUUGUUAUUAUUAUAUCUAAUACAUUUUUGCAACUAACUAUCAAUGGUUUUAAAGCUUUUUCUAUGUUUUAUCUAAUAAAAAACGACAUUUCAGCAGUAGAUCUUGGAAUAACAAAGCACAAACUGGACUCUUUGUACAUGAACGCAAGCCACAAUCCUCUAGGCUUCUUCCAGCUAGUAUGUAGAUAUGUUUUUGAGGAAGAAAAGGAUGUGGAUUGGUCCGACAGGUCAGAAGAACGGAAAUCAGCGGUCGAAAGCAUCUUGAACCACUACUUCCCAUCUACUGCGCCAUCAGAACGCUUUGAGCGAUUUGUGAAAAAACUUUUUCGACGAACAGUGACAAUUUGA
This is a messenger RNA of Bursaphelenchus okinawaensis, 2068 nucleotides long. The record is from the annotation of a GenBank genome assembly. Lineage: Eukaryota; Metazoa; Nematoda; Chromadorea; Rhabditida; Aphelenchoididae.